CUUCUGUCCAGGUUGUUGCUGGAAGGCACAGACGUGAACGCGAGGCACAAGCUUGGCUGGACCGCUCUCAUGGUGGCAGCUAUCAGCAGAAACUCCAGCGUGGUGAAGAUCCUGCUCGCAGCUAACGCAGAUCCAAACCUUGGAGACGAUUUCAGCAGCGUGUAUGAGACUGCCAAGGAAAAAGGCCUCCAUUCUUUGGAAGUCCUUGUGACCCGGGAGGACGACUUCAACAACCGCUUGAACAUCCGAGCCAAUUUCAAGGGGUGCACAGCUCUACACUACGCCGUACUGGCCGAUGACUACCUGACGGUCAAACUGCUGCUGGAUGGAGGUGCCAACCCCCUGCAGAAGAACGAAAUGGGACAUACACCCCUGGAUUAUGCCCGUGAAGGGGAGGUCAUGAACCUUCUGAAAGCGUCGGAGACGAAGUUCCAGGAGGAGCAGCGCAGGAGGGAGGUGGAAGAACGCCGGAGGUUUCCGCUGGAGCAACGGCUAAAAGAGCACAUCAUCGGUCAGGAGAGCGCAAUAGCGACGGUGGGAGCAGCUAUUCGGAGGAAGGAAAACGGCUGGUACGAUGAGGAGCACCCGCUGGUCUUUCUUUUCUUGGGAUCAUCCGGAAUAGGUAAAACCGAACUGGCCAAGCAGACAGCCAAGUACAUCCAUAAGGAUGUCAAAAAGGGUUUCAUCAGACUGGACAUGUCAGAGUUCCAGGAGAGGCAUGAGGUUGCCAAGUUUAUCGGCUCUCCGCCUGGCUACGUGGGCCAUGAAGAGGGUGGGCAGCUCACCAAAAAGCUGAGGCAAUGUCCGAAUGCUGUGGUGCUCUUCGACGAGGUUGACAAAGCCCACCCGGAUGUCCUCACCAUCAUGCUGCAGCUGUUCGAUGAGGGCCGACUGACGGAUGGGAAGGGGAAAACCAUUGACUGCAAGGAUGCCAUCUUUAUCAUGACCUCCAACGUGGCGAGCGAUGAGAUUGCCCAGCACGCUCUGCAGCUCCGACAAGAGGCCAUGGAGAUGAGCAAAAAAAGGAUCGCAGAAAACUUAGAGGAUGUCCAGAUGAGUGACAAGAUAACCAUCUCCAAACAGUUCAAGGAAAAGGUGAUUCGCCCCAUCUUGAAGGCUCACUUCAGACGAGACGAGUUCCUGGGGAGGAUCAAUGAGAUUGUCUAUUUUCUCCCUUUUUGCCACUCUGAGCUCAUCCAGCUUGUCAACAAGGAGCUGAAUUUUUGGGCCAAGAAGGCCAAGGCGAGGCACAACAUCACCCUGCUCUGGGACAGAGAGGUCAUGGACGUGCUGGCUGACGGCUACAACUUGCACUACGGUGCCCGUUCGAUCAAACACGAGGUAAAGCCGCGGAUGGAGCAGGG
Messenger RNA from Cariama cristata (Red-legged seriema), 1364 nucleotides. RefSeq names its product ClpB caseinolytic peptidase B homolog (E. coli) (gene CLPB). Gene Ontology annotation, molecular function: protein binding; ATP hydrolysis activity; ATP binding. Gene Ontology annotation, cellular component: mitochondrion; cytoplasm. Lineage: Eukaryota; Metazoa; Chordata; Aves; Cariamiformes; Cariamidae. The record is from RefSeq and is a predicted model, not a curated record. The annotation marks the transcript as partial. The transcript is spliced from 13 exons. Gene Ontology annotation, biological process: cellular response to heat.